AUGGCACAGGCUGCUAUUGAAUCUGCUGUGAGUGGUGGCGCGUUGAUUGGGAGACCGGCAGGGGUCCCGAGGAUGAAGAGGAAGACUCCCUCGGAGCUGCGGGGAGAACAAUAUAAGAGACGCAUGUCUGAAAAGAUUGCUGAUGACCAGCUAUUUGCUUCUGCACCAUUUGAUAGGCCAAGCAACGGGCUUCGGAAUAUGGAACAACAAAAAAUACCCAAAUAUAUCAACACCCGUGUUACAGAGGUGUUCCCAGUUAAAAAAUCCAGAAACGUUGGAAAGGAAAACUGUAAGGAUGCUUUACUCAAUAAUGAGAAGGUUCCCAAAUUUGCUGAUACUGUAACUACUUCACAUUCCGUGUCAUCUUCAUUCCUGCGCGGUGACUCUGUUAAGUUGGACUCUUCUGUUCCAUCACUUGUGGAGGCAGCGAAACCAAGUUUCAGGAAAGCUGAGAAAUACAGUGAAAAUGCUCUACGGAGUGUAUCUGAGCUACACAUCGGUGAUGACAAGCAACCUGCCUCGAACAAAUUUGAUAUGGAAAAAGUGAUGAAAGGGUUUGGAGCUCGUGAUGCUUCUGGAACUUCCAAUGCCCCUGACGUACAAGUUGGUGAUCUUCCUUUGAAGUCUUCAGAACUGUGCCCUUCUAAGAUAAAAAUUCCAGGAAAAAGAGCUCCUUUGGAUCUCACUUUAAAGACUAGUCUGCAGUUCGUUUCAUCAUCUUCUGUGAAGUGGUGUCACAAUUUGAGUAUUGCUGGGCCCAUCACUCAGAGUUAUCGUGGUGGCUCUCAAAAUUCACGAUGUGCAAGGCCUGGGAAGGAAUUCUUGUUCUCAAGGGCACUGCAAUCAUGGGUAUAUCCACAGUCCCUGUUACCUGCUUCCAUCAUAUCUGCUAUGCUCUCAUCAAAUGCACGAGGAGAAAAUGAGUUCCUUCUCAAGAGGUAUCAGGACUGGGAAGACUCAUUUCAGAAUCUUUACUACAUGCUCCGCAAGAAUCAAUUGAACAUCUUUUAUGGUAUCUUACUCACCUCAAACCUCAACGAUUCAUUCAAUAUCUCGAUAGGUCACUUAUAUGAAAAAUCUAACUAUUUUAUUGUCCAUGAUGUCCUCAUUGUACCUGCACAAAAGAUGGGUGUUUGCUUUUCUAUGCCUCUUUGCAAUGCUGAAGUGGAGCAGGUUACUGAUGAUGACCUGAUGGAAUUUUCAAAAAUCCAAACACUCAAUCUGGGCCAGACACUUCAUAUAGAUGCUUUAUCUGAGGUGGACAACACUACAGAGUCACUCCUUUCAUUUACUGGCAAUAAGAGCGUUCAUGGCUUAUAUGAUGUCUUGUUGAACUACAAGUCCUUUCUGAAUUCAUUAUCUGCCACAGAUGUCCCAGUGUUAUAUUCACCGGUGCCAUUUCAAAAUGGCUGCCUCCAUAUUCCAGAGGUCAUAUGCAGGGAGAUGAGGAAAGCUGAUACUGGCCUGUCCUCCUCUACCGGUUUAGAUGAAGAACCUGGAUCAGUGUUUGCUCCUCCACCAGGCAACAUGUGUUACAGCAUGGAAAUAAAGGAUGUGGUUAUCCCACCGUGGGUUGCCUCCGGCAUUUGUGCCGCGAUGAGCUCAGACACGGAUCGCUUUGAUUUAACAAUGGGGACGGAACCCUCCUCCAUGGGCUUAAACGCUGCUUUCACCUCCAUAGGCGUGAGCGGCCAGUCAAAGGCUCCUUCAGAGUCCUCUCCUGAAGGCUGCGAGGCCAUUGGCAUUCCCAGCGCUGUCUUGGUCCGCUCCUUGCACUCCGCCUCGCUCCGGCGCCUCAGUUACAACCACGGCGAAUACCUUGCGCACACAACCGUGUGA
Messenger RNA from Triticum turgidum subsp. durum (durum wheat), 1839 nucleotides. Lineage: Eukaryota; Viridiplantae; Streptophyta; Magnoliopsida; Poales; Poaceae. The record is from the annotation of a GenBank genome assembly.